This is a messenger RNA of Elephantulus edwardii (Cape elephant shrew), 549 nucleotides long. Its product is annotated as xyloside xylosyltransferase 1-like. The record is from RefSeq and is a predicted model, not a curated record. NCBI's taxonomy places the organism in Eukaryota, Metazoa, Chordata, Mammalia, Macroscelidea, Macroscelididae. The transcript is spliced from 3 exons. Bases 1 to 549 code for a protein of 182 amino acids. Gene Ontology annotation, molecular function: UDP-xylosyltransferase activity.
AUGGAGCUCAGCCCAGCGGAGAUCUUGCGGAUCAUUCAGUUGGACCUCGACCUAAAGUAUAAGACUAACAUCCGAGAGUUGUUUGAGGAGUUCGACAAUUUCCUGCCAAGCGCUGUGAUAGGCAUAGCCAGGGAGAUGCAGCCUGUGUACAGGCACACAUUCUGGCAGUUCCGUCAGGAGAACCCCAAGACUCGGGUAGGGGGCCCUCCCCCUGAGGGGCUCCCCGGCUUUAACAGCGGGGUGAUGCUUCUGCAUCUGGAGGCCAUGCGCCAGUCCCCGCUCUACAGCCGCCUGCUAGAGCCGGAGCAGGUCCAGCAGCUGGCAGACAAGUACCACUUCCGCGGCCACCUUGGGGAUCAGGACUUCUUCACCAUGAUCGGCAUGGAGCACCCCGAGCUCUUCCACGUGCUGGACUGCACCUGGAACCGGCAGCUGUGCACCUGGUGGAGGGACCACGGCUACAGCGAUGUCUUUGAGGACUAUUUCCGGUGCGAGGGCCACGUCAAGAUCUACCACGGCAACUGCAACACCCCCAUCCCAGAGGAUUAG